AAAUAACUGUCAAUUGUCGCGAAUGGGGCAAUCUCGGAGUGGCGCAAUCGCCGCCGUUUUGUCCGCGGACUAAAUGCACCCGCUUUUAUAUGUAAUAAUAAAUGAUACAGGUGCGCUAAGAGCUGCGUCAUACACACACGCGUAUAUGUAAUAUUACACGGCACGGGUACGUUCACUCGCGCGUCCAGCGAGCGCGCGCACCCGUACAACAAACGAAUUCAUACACCCGACUCGCUCUGAUACCUUCGCCCUGAUACCGUCACAGAUUCUUCCUCUCCUUCUGCUCCGUUGCAGCUCGCUUGUAACGCGAUCGCGACGAUAGCGGCCGAGAGGAAAAUGAAUUCCGACUCACCGAGGCGCGAACUGCCUUCUUUUCGCACUAAAUCAAAUCUCUCAGCGUAGCUUCCAGCGUGGCAUUACCUGUCUUUCCAUACAAUAGUGAAAAGAAAAGGAACGGGAGGAUUUUAAUAUCCUUUUGCGCAAAACGCAUCUCUAGUUCGUCUCUCCUCUUUUUUUUUUUUUCCCUUUCCUUUUCCUUAGAGAGCAAUGUCCUUCAGCUCGAGGACCACUGACCCAGAUAAGACACGCAUGAUCGCCUUCGACGGCGAAUCGUGUCUCCGUAGCUUCCGCUCGCCUGGCGCGCACGAUCAUGCGAGCAGGCACGGACGUCCAAUAAAUAACUCGCCGGUCAAGCGCCCGAGGAUGAAAUCAGAGUGAAAUGCUGCGGCGCGCCGCGCGGCGCAUAUCAAAACUCUUCCGAGCGGAGCGUAUUAUUCACGUGCGGAGCCAAUGUACAACGCGAUGCGUUACGAAUGCCGGUCAUAUCCUUCGAACAUGCAAUCGCGUAACUGCGACAACUACCUGCCUACCGCCAGGCGACUCGAGAAUUCGAGUUCGCCGUACUCGACUGCUCUCUCGCAUCUAAAACGGCGGAUAAUCGCGCGGCAACAAAGUAGGAAGAAAGUAACAUUGGGUAACGAUCUCAUCCGGCAAUGGUAAUGGUAUCCGAUCGGAGAUAAUGAACGCCAGAUCGGUUUACAGUAGCCGCUUCACUUUAUCCUGGUUCCUGUUCCUCGGCGCGCUACACGUUUUACUACUUUGGCGCGUCCUCGUGGUAAAUAAUGAAUAAUUCAUUAGUACUCAUCGAUCGAGUGUAGGUAGUUAUGUCAAGAGCGGUUUCGCGACAUUCCACGGAUUACGAUAGCGCGACGAAUAACUCACAUCUCCACGGCGGUUUAUUCGACACCGCGAAGUUAAUCAGACAUUUAAAUCGAUUGGGGGAGAGACACGUUCGAAUAAAGUAGUAAAAUAUAGAUUUUUAUUAUCGAGAUGUGGCACCGUCCAGAAAUAUCUUUUUCACACCUUUUACGUAAUGCGCAGCUAUGCGGUAAGCGUGUUGGUGCGAAGAAAGUGAAAAUUAUUCCAGUAUCACGGGAUGAUACGAUUUUUAUUAUUUGCAAAUUCUAGCGGUUUCCUAUUCUCGCUGAUCUCUAAAUACCUCAGUCUUUCGGUAAAAUGCAAAUGACAAAAAUUCAGCGACAAGUACAAGAUAUCCAUAACAUACUUUUAGCACUUGAUACGAUUAAUUGAGCAAAAAAACGAACAAAAAAAAUAUAUUUGACGUUUCAUUAAUUACUCCGCUUCUGAAUUUUGGCCGAUCUAAAUCCUGUGACCUGUAUUUCGCGGACGAAUCGCCGAUUGGAAUGCUAAACGUAAUCGAGGAAAAUCGCUUUUGAUUCCGACGGGAGAAAAUUCUCGGCGGGCCACGCACCGACGUCACGCAGUGUCAUCGGGCUAAACGGCUAAAUUGUUCCGCAAGGCGAUGAAUCUUCGUUUCGGAGCACUUUCCUUUUCUAGCCGUGUCGCACCUUUGGUCCGCGCGGGUCGCAAACGCGGGGCCGGCCGAGCGCGCCGAAGGAGGCGGCGCGGACGAUGAUGACAGCGAAGAGAAGAAACCCCCAUGAAGAGGCGCCGCGUAACGAUACGACGGCGUCCACCUUCCUGUGCCUUCCUUUUCCGUAGAGGUAUCCCCUCGGUGGCCUCUAUAAAAGUUCGGAAGAGGCUCGACCGCACGCCACACGCGUGAAAGCUCGCAAGUGAAACGCCCGCUCAGACGUUCCUCUUUUUCUACGUGACUUACAUUUCGGGAGUACUCUGUAUCCGACGCACGCGGGAGAAAUGCGGACCGCCGCAAGCACGAUUUUCGUGAUCGCCUGUUCGUCGGUCGCGCUGGUGCUCGCGAAACCGGCGCCGGAGCCGCCGGUGAGCUCGUACUUUCCGCCCUCCGGUGGCGGGGGCGGCGGGGGCAGCUAUGGACCGCCCGCGGCCAGUUAUGGACCGCCGCAGCAGAAUCCGGUGAUCCACAAGCACGUGUACGUCCACGUGCCGCCGCCGGAAGCGCCGGAGUACAGGCCGCCCAAGCACAUACCGCAGCCGCAGCCGCCGCAGAAGCACUACAAGAUCGUGUUCAUCAAAGCGCCGACACCGCCCACGCCGACCGCACCGCAAUUGCCGCCGCUACCGCAACCGGACGAGGAGAAGACGCUCAUCUACGUGCUGGUGAAGAAGCCGGAGGAAGCGCCCGAUGUCGUACUCCCGACGCAAGCGCCCACGCAGCCCAGCAAGCCCGAAGUCUACUUCAUCCGCUACAAGACUCAGAAGGAGACGCAAAGCGGCGAAUACGGCCCACCAGGGCAACAGCCGGGACAGCCCAUCGACAGUUACGGAGCACCACAUCCGGGUCCCAGUGGGCCGUAUUAGAUCGUCGAUUCGACCGUAUCCGAAACUCGGCAUCUUAGAGAUAGUUUCUUUUUUUUUUUCUCUACGAGAACUACUUCCCGAUCAUUUCGCAAUGACGUGUCGCGAGCGCGAAUCCAGCGAGUUUUCAUAAUCGUAGGAGGGAUGUAUAUAUUGCCAAUAUCUCGUAAGAUAGGCCGCAUGGUGUUAAAAGGUGCUUAAGAGGCGGACGCUUCGUGCUGCUAAGCCUACUCGUGAUGUCGAAGUGUUCUCGAACGACUGACCGAGUACACGCGGAGUCGGCUCUCUUAAAUGAAUAAUAUAAAAACAAAUCGCUUUAUAUCGAGACAUCGAUGUUUCUUUUUGUAUCUUUUUAAGAAAAUAAUCGUAAAUAUACAUUUUUUUUUAUAUCAAACAACACACUUCCAGUAUUAUUGAUCACCUCGUCGCCUUUCACUCUCCACUAAUUUUCGCUUCGCAGUCUUGCAAUCCGCGUCGAGCUUCACGCUAGUGAUACGGUAUGGAGUCAAACUUGUGAUCUAAAUCGCACCCCCCCCCGCUACUCUAACUACCUUAUCUUUUUACUUCGAAUAAUCAUCUAGCAAGUUUGAAAACUCUCGAAAAAGUGCCUAUUGCUCGCGCGUCACUAUCUGUCGCUUACAGUUCUUGCAGUUGCUACAACGAUAACGAUUCGAAGACGUUUCGGAACGUGAGAUGCCAAAGUAAGAUUUUUGCAGGUAUGCGAUAGAGCGCACUUAUUUAAAAUAUUUUGCGUUAGCAUUAAUUAAGUACAAGACGAAUGAUCAGCGAUUCUUAAAAACUGUCAUAAUUCGUGCGCUCGCGUUUAUCAACUAGAUAAAGGUAUCGCGUUA
Molecule: messenger RNA, 3608 nt
Organism: Linepithema humile (Argentine ant)
Lineage: Eukaryota; Metazoa; Arthropoda; Insecta; Hymenoptera; Formicidae
Product: acidic proline-rich protein PRP25
Source: RefSeq, a predicted model, not a curated record